AUGUUGCGAGGACUUUUCAUCGUGGCAUGCCUGAUGGCAGCAUGCUCCGCGCCCCCCAGAGCCAGGGUAGCCUGGAGUAGAAGGGGCCACGGCCGCAUCGUGAACGGCGAACCUGCCGUCAUAACAGAUUACCCCUGCGUACUCGCCACAGAGUUCCUGGUCAGACAGGAGUGCGGCGGCUCCAUAAUCAGCACGACGUGGGCGAUGUCUGCCGGCCACUGCUUCUAUGACGACGUCAACAAGAUGUCGCUGCGGGCCGGAUCGACACCUUCUGAACAGUUCCCGGUGGGAUCGAACAUCCAGAUCGUCAACCUGCCUUCUAAAAUCGGAUACGAGGCCCCUGCAGGCCUCCCUGUUACUGUCGUCGGCUGGGGCUUGGACGACGACGGCAACCGACCUGAACAGUUGCAGAAAGUGGACCUCUCCGUUGGCAAAACAUCGAUCUGCAAGGACAUAUUUGCCGAUUACAAUCCAGUCACCGAGAGUAUGAUGUGUGCAAGUGCCAUCAACAAGAGCCCCUGCAACGGUGACUCCGGGAGUCCGCUAGUGUUCGGGAGCGUGCAGGUCGGCAUCGCGUCCGAGUGGGACGAGAACUGCGAGUACCCGCAGGUGGUGUACACCAGCAUUGCAUUUGAUGUGUCGUUUUACCAGAAGUGUGGUCAGUCAUCUCGAGCUGACGCUGAUGUGGUUGUAGCAGACGAAAGAGGUGAAACUGUGACAGAUGUCUAA
Schistocerca americana (American grasshopper) is the source of this 729-nucleotide messenger RNA. Its product is annotated as trypsin beta-like. Gene Ontology annotation, biological process: proteolysis. Lineage: Eukaryota; Metazoa; Arthropoda; Insecta; Orthoptera; Acrididae. Gene Ontology annotation, molecular function: serine-type endopeptidase activity. The record is from RefSeq and is a predicted model, not a curated record. Bases 1 to 729 code for a protein of 242 amino acids. The transcript has 3 exons.